AAUCUUCAAUUCUCCAUUUGAUAAAGAACAAAACCAUUUAGCAGAGAUGCAUAAGCGCGCCUAAUCUCACUCAAUCGACCUUCGAAAUUCAUCAAUGGGCCUCAUCAGCCCAAAUCCAAAUCCAUUUCUUCUUCCCUCGCCACCGCUCAAUCCGGUGGUGGUCCCUUUGAACCCCAACCUCUUUGCGCUAACCACACCGCGCUGCCCCAAAACCCUCCGCAGAAAGCUCAAGCUCCGAGCAUCGUCAACUUCGGCGGCUGACCCUGAUGGUGGGGGCGACGGCGGGGCUUCUUCUUGGUCCAACAUUUCCCGGUCGCUUCGGCGAGGCUCGAAGCGGUUUUGGUUGAAGUUCGGGGAGAUGGUGAAGAAGGAGACGGGUUUUGACUUGGGAGAUGGGAAUGCGAAGGUGGGCGAGUUUGUGGGGCGCGUGAGGGAUGAAGUGGAAACGAGUGGAGAUGAAUUGGGAAGGUCUGGGACUCACUGGGUUUCCGAGUUUCUUGAUUGGAAUCGGUGGGAACACUGGAAGAAUGUCAAUAGUUGGGACCCUAAGCGAGUUGGUGUACUAGCUCUUUAUAUCUUUGUUGUGGCAUGUUGUUGUAAAGGAAUGUAUGUCAUAAUUCAAGCACCUUACAUAAAUCGCCAAAGAAAAGAAUUGACAGAAGCUUACAUGGAAGCAUUAAUUCCGGAGCCUUCCCCAACCAACAUUAGAAGAUUUAAGAAGGGCAUGUGGAGGAAGUCAAUGCCAAAAGGCUUGAAAAUGAAGAAGCUUGUUGAACAGCCUGGUGGAACCCUUGUUCAUGAUACUUCGUAUGUUGGAGAGGAUGCAUGGGAGGAUGACCAAGAGGCUUCCAAGGAACAUGUAAAACAAGUUAUAGAGGAUGAUGGAAGGUUAACCAAAGAAGAGAAGAAUAGACUAGUGGAAGGCUUGGGCAUUUUAGGCGAAGUUAAAUCUGCGGGCACAUGGCGUGAGAGACUUCAUAAAUGGAGGGAAGUCCUUAGCAACGAGCGUCUUGUUGAGCAAUCGGAUUCCUUAAAUAGUAGAUAUGUAGUCGAAUUUGACAUGAAAGAGGUUGAAGCUAAUCUUCGCAAGGAUGUGGCGGAAAAGGCAACAUCCGCACAUGGAGCUAGGGCCUUGUGGAUAGCUAAGAGGUGGUGGCGCUAUCGUCCUAAACUUCCUUACAAUUACUUUCUUGACAAACUUGAUAGUUCAGAGGUAGCAGCUGUUGUUUUCACCGAAGAUUUGAAAAGAUUGUAUGUGACGAUGAAAGAAGGUUUUCCAAUGGAAUUUAUCGUUGAUAUCCCUCUUGAUCCUUAUCUGUUUGACAUUAUUACAAGUUCUGGAGUUGAAGUAGAUCUGCUUCAGAAGCGACAAAUCCACUAUUUUAUGAAGGUUCUGAUCGCUUUAGUACCCGGAAUACUGAUUCUCUGGCUUAUAAGGGAGUCUGUGAUGCUUUUGCACAUUACUUCCCAUCGUUUUCUUUACAAAAAGUAUAAUCAACUCUUUGAUAUGGCAUAUGCUGAAAACUUCAUUCUGCCUGUUGGAGAAGUUGGUGAAACAAAAUCUAUGUACAAGGAAGUUGUGUUGGGAGGUGAUGUUUGGGAUCUUCUUGAUGAGUUGAUGAUCUAUAUGGGAAAUCCUAUGCAGUUCUACGAAAGAGGCGUGCAGUUUGUGCGGGGUGUUCUACUCUCUGGACCCCCAGGAACAGGGAAAACACUUUUUGCCAGGACACUUGCAAAGGAAAGUGGAUUGCCUUUUGUUUUUGCUUCAGGUGCUGAGUUCACAGAUAGUGAAAAAAGUGGAGCAGCUAGAAUCAAUGAAAUGUUUACCAUUGCUAGGAGAAAUGCACCUUGUUUUAUAUUUGUGGAUGAAAUAGAUGCCAUUGCCGGUAGGCAUGCUAGGAAUGAUCCACGUAGAAGGGCAACUUUUGAAGCUCUCAUUGCACAGCUUGAUGGGGAGAAGGAGAAAACCGGUGUUGACCGUUUAUCCUUAAGGCAAGCUGUCAUAUUCAUAUGUGCCACAAAUAGACCAGAUGAAUUAGAUCUUGAAUUUGUUCGUCCUGGGCGUAUUGAUCGUCGUCUGUACAUUGGUUUGCCUGAUGCCAAGCAAAGAGUCCAAAUUUUUGGUGUCCAUAGUUCUGGAAAGCAACUUGCAGAGGAUGUUGAUUUUGAAAAGCUUGUCUUCCGAACUGUUGGAUUCUCGGGAGCAGAUAUAAGAAACCUUGUCAAUGAAGCAGCAAUAAUGAUGGUGAGGAAAGGGCAUUCAAAAAUUUCCCAGCAGGACAUUGUUGAUGUAUUAGAUAAACAACUGCUUGAGGGUAUGGGUGUGCUUCUCACUGAGGAAGAGCAACAGAAAUGUGAAGAAAGUGUAUCUGUUGAAAAGAAGAGACUACUUGCUGUUCAUGAAGCUGGUCAUGUCGUGUUAGCUCACUUAUUUCCUCGGUUUGACUGGCAUGCAUUUUCGCAGCUCCUGCCUGGUGGUAAGGAAACAGCAGUAUCUGUAUUCUACCCUCGGGAAGAUAUGAUAGACCAAGGUUAUACAACCUUCGGUUACAUGAUGAUGCAAAUGGUAGUAGCACAUGGUGGUCGAUGUGCUGAACGUGUUGUCUAUGGUGAUGAUAUAACUGAUGGAGGCAGUGAUGAUCUUGAAAAGAUAACAAAGAUUGCCAGGGAGAUGGUUAUCAGCCCGCAAAAUUCAAGGUUGGGUUUAAUGGCAUUAACAAAAAGGGUUGGAUUACUCGAUCGGCCAGACAGUCCAGAUGGCGAGCUGAUAAGAUAUAGGUGGGAUGAUCCUCAGGUAAUUCCUGCAAAUAUGACACUAGAGGUAUCUGAGCUAUUUACACGGGAGUUGACAAGGUACAUUGAAGAAACAGAAGAACUUGCAAUGAAUGCUUUGAUGGAUAAUAGGCACAUAUUGGACAUGGUUGCUAGGGAGCUCUUGGAAAAGUCAAGAAUAACUGGAUUGGAGGUUGAAGAGAAAAUGAAGCCAUUGUCUCCCGUAAUGUUUGAGGACUUCGUCAAGCCAUUCCAAAUAAACAUAAAUGAGGAGGGGCCACUUCCUCAUAAGGAUCACGUGCGAUAUCAGCCACCGGACUUGUAUCCUGCUCCUCUCCAUAGAUGCUGACACAUUUAGAUCCCAUAUUUCCACAACACUUCUGACAGAACUAGUUACAGACACAGGAACCUGUUUAGUGAUGAUUAUGGAUUGGGUAGAACAUAGUGGAGCUUUGUGUACAUUUUCACUCUUUAAUGGUCCAGGGAUAAUAUCUCAGCUGAUGAAGUCUUCAUGCUGUUUAUGCUUUGAAACUGAUCAAACUUGUGUUAUUAAGGGCUUGUUUGGGUGAGCUUCUAACAAAAAUUUUUUUUUGAGUUAUAUUUUUUUAAAAUAUCUUAUAAAAAAGUAAAAGUAAUUUUAUGUUUGGGUAUCUCAUGCAAAAAGAUCUUUUUAUUUAUCAAUUAUGUUUGGGUAUAAUAAUAUAAAAGUAUUUUUUUUGUUUAUUUAUUACAUAGAAAACAUCUUUUUUUUUAUGGAAAAAAGAUCUUUUAAAAAAAGAUAUAAAUUACAGCUUCUCAAAAAAGAUGUUUUUUUGAUUUUUCUAGUGCUUUUACUUUUAUUAUUAGAAAUUUGCUAAGCAUACUAAAAAAUAAAAAAAGAUUUUUUUUUCAUUAAAAAAAAUCUUUUUUUAUCAAAAUAAUGGCACCCAAACAAGCACUAAAUAGAGGAAGAAAAACUACUUGACGUAUAUGUGACGAAUAGUGUAUAUCAUUUUGUAUUAACAUGGAAAUAUGAUAGAGGAAUGAUUCAAUUUAGGAGUGGUUCCAACCCCUAAUUAGAUAAUAGAUUAUAUUGCUCCCACUUCUUGUUGCUUGUCUAGAUCUUACUAUAAAUAUUUUGAUUCGAUCCUUGAGUAUUGACA
Messenger RNA from Arachis stenosperma, 3914 nucleotides. Its product is annotated as ATP-dependent zinc metalloprotease FTSH 12, chloroplastic. The transcript is spliced from 19 exons. Lineage: Eukaryota; Viridiplantae; Streptophyta; Magnoliopsida; Fabales; Fabaceae. Gene Ontology annotation, biological process: mitochondrial protein processing; embryo development ending in seed dormancy; protein-containing complex assembly. Gene Ontology annotation, molecular function: ATP hydrolysis activity; ATP-dependent peptidase activity; metalloendopeptidase activity. The record is from RefSeq and is a predicted model, not a curated record. Bases 95 to 3121 code for a protein of 1008 amino acids. Gene Ontology annotation, cellular component: m-AAA complex; chloroplast thylakoid membrane.